UAUUAUGAAAAUAAAUGUAAAUGCAAUAAAUACAUUUAAGUUUAUAUUAUUAUAUGAAAAUUUUUCUCUUAAUUGUUUAUAAGUUUAUAAUUAAAAUACGUAGUUAUGAUUGCAAUAAUUUUUUUACAAGUGCAAGGUCACACGCACCGUAGACUACUAUGCAUAAAAAAUAUAGUAUUCGUAUAUCAUGUGUCACCGCACGAGAUCAUCCGAUUUUUUCCGGACCGUCCCGAACACACGAGUAUCCGUGAUCCCGAUGGUUGGACGUCAAUGUGUUUAAUCACUCCAAUGGUUUUGGCAGAGAUAAUUAAGAUGAGCGUCAAGUAUACGUAUACAUAAUUAUCAAUGAUGUUACGUCAAUCUUAUUUAUAGUUUUAUGCCCAUGAUCAGAAGUUAAAUGCGAGUAAAUAGCAGUUUACUGACAGUAAACGUACAUGACACUUGCCAUCUUAUAUAUCGCAAACACGGGUUACGAGUUAAGUAGAUAACUCUGUAUUCCCAUAUUCUGUAUUUCCCGUAUGUUAAUUGUUAUUUCCGCGUUAUGAAUUUUCCAAAAAAUAUGGCUGGAAGAUGAACUAAGGAAAGGACAAGCCAGGGGCAUAGCGAUAGGAGGAAGAAAGGUAUGGUCACUGACGUACACAGAUGAUAUUGUGUUGAUGGCGGAUAGGGAAGAGCAGCUAAAGGAGAUGCUAAGGAAAUUCAAAAAAUUUCUAAAAGAAGCAGAAUUGGAGCUAAGCACAGAAAAAACAAAAAUAGUAGUAUUUGAAAAAAGAAGGAACAAAAGGAGACAAAGAAGAUGGAAUUGGGCAGAACAAAAACUAGAAAAAGUGGAAGAGAUAAGAUACCUAGGGUACAUACUACAGAAAAACGGCAGCGAUGAGAAGCACAUACAAGACAGGAAAAGGAGAGCGACGAUAGCAAUGAAGAAAACAUGGAGCGUGGGAGAAAGAAUAUUCAAACAGGACUACAAGAGGAGAAUGAAGAUGUUUGAAGCAUUAGUAGAGAGCAUGGCGCUGUUUGGAGCAGAGGUAUGGGGUUGGAACAUGGAAGAAACGCUGGAUAGGAUAAAAAGAGAGUACAUAAAAUGGAUCUUAGGUUUAGACAGGACAACACCAAACUACAUACUGACAGAAGAGUGCAAGAUAGAGGAAAUCAAGGUAAAAGCAUUAAAAAGAGCAGCAAGGUAUGAGGAAAGAACUCUAGAAUCGGAAAAGGAGCUGGUAAAAGAGUGCAUAAAGGAAAGAGAGAGAAACUGGGGAAAUGGCCAGGAAGGGAAAAGAGUAAGAAAGAGAAAGAAGGAACUAGAAUAGGUGAGAAACGGAGGGACACAGAGGGAAGCAGGAGGGGAGCAAGAAAGUUGGACAGGAGACCAAAUUGCAGAAGAAAGAAGGAAGAGAGAAACAGAAGAGAGGAGGAAAAGGAUAAGGGAAUCCAAAUACAACAGAUACUACAGGAACAUAACCAAAGAUGAGAUGCCAAAGUACUUGGAAGGGAGGAUGAAG
Messenger RNA from Bombus pyrosoma, 1502 nucleotides. RefSeq lists its product as uncharacterized. Lineage: Eukaryota; Metazoa; Arthropoda; Insecta; Hymenoptera; Apidae. The transcript is spliced from 2 exons. The record is from RefSeq and is a predicted model, not a curated record. The coding region runs from base 657 to 1310 and encodes 217 amino acids.